Carica papaya (papaya) is the source of this 3525-nucleotide messenger RNA. RefSeq lists its product as uncharacterized. The record is from RefSeq and is a predicted model, not a curated record. Gene Ontology annotation, biological process: protein phosphorylation. Lineage: Eukaryota; Viridiplantae; Streptophyta; Magnoliopsida; Brassicales; Caricaceae. Gene Ontology annotation, molecular function: protein kinase activity; ATP binding; receptor serine/threonine kinase binding.
AAGCUGGUGGAGGUGCUGUGUCAUUGUUUUCUCUCUUAAAUCUUUUAAUAUUAAUGCUUGUCUGCAAAGAAAAUAUACAGAUUAUAUAUAGAUAUGUACAUAUUCUACACUGGUCAUUGCAGAAACAGUAAGCAAGGUGAGUUUAAUUAAGGGUAAGAAUCAAGCAUAGAGGAAGAGAAAGAAAGAGACAGACCCAAUGCAAAACCAGGAAACUUGGUUUGGGAUUUGAGGCAAAAAAAAAUUUUGCCAAUGCCGAUGCCGAGGCAAUGCUUCAACCCCCAUCCAAUGCCCAGCGAAUUUCUCACCGUCCACCUUUUCUGCUAUGGCCUUCUCUUCCUCUUCACACCAUUUUUCUCAUGUCUUCCUUCUUCUUCUGCAAACAGUGAAGUGCUCACACUGCUUUCUUGGAUUCACAGCUCGGACUCUUCUUCACUGCCUUCUGGUUUCUCCACUUGGAACCCUUCAGAUCUUAAUCCUUGUCAAUGGUCUUACAUCAAUUGUUCCUCUGACAACUAUGUAACCCAGAUCAAUAUCCAGUUCAUUGAGUUAGCUCUUGCUUUCCCUUCCAAUCUUUCCUCGUUUCGCUUCCUUCAAAAGCUCAUAAUUUCUGGUGCAAAUCUCACUGGACCAAUCCCACCUGAUAUCGGUGACUGCAUUGAGCUUACAUACAUCGAUGUAAGCUCAAACAGUCUUGUUGGUAGCAUCCCUUCUAGUAUCGGUAAGCUUAAGAAUCUCCAGGACUUGGUUUUGAACUCUAAUAAGCUGACAGGGGAGAUUCCACCAGAGCUUGGUGAUUGCAUUAAUCUCAAGAAUCUCAUCAUAUACGAUAACUUCUUAAGUGGGAGUCUUCCUGUCGAGCUAGGAAAACUAUCAAAUCUUGAAGUCAUACGAGCUGGGGGGAACAAGGACAUUGCAGGGAAAAUACCAGAAGAGAUUGGAGGUUGCCAGAACUUGAAGGUGCUUGGUCUUGCUGACACCAAAGUCUCUGGUUCAAUCCCUGUUUCAUUGGGCAAACUAAGUAAACUUCAAACUUUGUCUGUGUAUACCACCAUGCUUUCUGGUCAGAUUCCACCACAUAUUGGCAACUGCUCAGAGCUUGUUUUCUUGUUUCUAUACGAGAAUGAUCUAUCUGGUUCACUGCCAAGAGAGUUGGGUAAGCUUCAAAAGUUGGAGAAAAUGCUACUAUGGCAAAAUAACUUGGAUGGUAGCAUCCCUGAAGAAAUAGGGAACUGCAAGAGCUUGAAGACAAUUGAUCUUUCACUGAAUUACUUCUCUGGAAGCAUACCUCAGUCUUUUGGAAACUUGUCCAAACUUGAAGAGCUUAUGCUUAGUAACAAUAACCUUUCUGGUUCUAUCCCGGCAGUUCUUGGCGAUGCCACAAGCCUAAUGCAGCUGCAGCUUGACACCAAUCAGAUAGCAGGCUCCAUUCCGGAGGAGAUUGGCUUGUUGACUGAGCUAACAGUCUUCUUUGCCUGGCAGAAUAGACUUGAAGGAAGCAUCCCCUCUUCAUUCGCAGGUUGCAAGAGCCUAGAAGCUCUUGAUUUAUCUCACAAUGCACUGACUGGCAACCUGCCUCCUGGCCUGUUUCAACUUCAAAAUUUGACAAAGCUUCUCUUAAUUUCUAACGAUAUUUCUGGUGCAAUCCCUCCUGAGAUUGGCAACUGUACUUCCCUUGUUAGAUUAAGGCUUGUUGAUAACAGAAUCAGCAGAGAAAUCCCCAAGGAAAUUGGAUUCCUCAGCAACCUCAAUUUCCUUGAUCUCUCUGGAAAUCAUCUUAGUGGGUCAGUCCCAGAUGAGAUAGGCAGUUGCACCCAAUUGGAGAUGUUGAGCCUCAGCAACAACACCCUUGAAGGUACUUUACCUACCUCCUUCUCUUUUCUAACUCGACUUCAGGUAUUAGAUGUUUCUGUAAAUCAAUUUGAGGGUCAGAUUCCAGAAACUUUUGGUCAAUUAACUUCAUUAAAUAGACUUAUCCUUAGUGAAAACUCCCUCUCUGGACCAAUACCUUCCUCUCUUGGUCAUUGUUCAAGCCUUCAAUUGCUUGAUCUUAGCAGCAACAAACUCUCUGGAACAAUCCCACAACAACUCUUUGAAAUUGCAGCUCUAGAUAUUUCUCUAAAUUUGAGUUGGAAUGCGCUCACUGGGGUUAUCCCACCUCAGAUUUCUACACUAGACAAGCUAUCCAUACUAGACCUUUCACAUAAUAAUCUUGAAGGUGAUUUACUUUCCCUUUCCGGGCUAGAGGACCUUGUGUCUCUCAACAUUUCAUACAACAAUUUCUCCGGCUCUCUCCCGGACAACAAAUUGUUCCGACAAUUGUCAGCAACAGAACUGGCUGGAAAUCGAAGAUUAUGCUCCAAUGGUCUAAAGUCCUGUUUCAUCAGCAAUUCCACGGUAAUGGCUAGACAAAAUAGUCAUGAUUUUAGACAAUCUAAGAAAUUUAAAGUAGCAAUUGCAAUGCUUGUUUCCUUGACAGCAUUGAUGGCAAUCUUAGGGAGCAUUGCAAUUUUUAGAGCAAAAAAAAUGGUUGGAGAUGAUAACGAUUCCGAGAUGGGAGGAGAUUCAUGGCCUUGGCAAUUCACUCCAUUCCAAAAGCUGAAUUUCACAGUAGAGCAAGUCCUGAAAUGUCUGGUAGAAAAAAAUGUAGUAGGAAAAGGUUGUUCCGGGAUUGUUUAUCGUGCAGAACUGGAAACUGGUGAAGUAAUUGCUGUAAAGAAGCUUUGGCCAACAACAAUGGGAGGUGGAAAUGAGAGUGAGAAAAGUGGAUAUGGUGGAGUUCGUGAUUCAUUUUCUGCAGAAGUGAAAACACUUGGGUCUAUUCGGCACAAGAACAUUGUUAGAUUUCUGGGUUGCUGUUGGAACAGGAGAACAAGACUGCUUAUGUAUGAUUAUAUGGAAAAUGGAAGCUUAGGGAGUCUCCUCCAUGAAAGGAGUAGUAGUAGUAGGAGUUGGCUGGAAUGGGAGGUGAGGUACAAAAUAAUUGUAGGGGCAGCUCAAGGUCUGGCUUACUUGCACCAUGACUGUGUUCCUCCCAUUGUUCACAGAGACAUUAAAGCAAACAACAUACUCAUUGGUCCUAACUUUGAAGCUUAUAUUGCUGAUUUUGGACUUGCCAAGUUGGUGGAUGAUGGAGAUUUUGCAAGAUCCUCCAACACUGUCGCAGGUUCCUAUGGCUACAUUGCUCCUGAGUAUGGAUACAUGUUGAAGAUAACAGAGAAGAGUGAUGUGUACAGCUAUGGAGUUGUGGUGCUGGAAGUUUUAACAGGGAAGCAGCCAAUUGAUCCGACAAUACCAGAAGGAGUUCAUAUAGUGGACUGGGUAAGAAAGAAUCGAGGGAUUGAAGUGCUGGAUGGGCGUUGUAAUCUGCAGGAGAACGAAAAGGAGGAGAUGAUGCAGACUUUAGGUGUGGCUUCGUUGUGUGUAAAUGCUUGCCCGGAUGAUAGGCCUAGCAUGAAAGAUGUAGCAGCAAUGCUCAAGGAAAUUAGGGCAGACAAAGACAGAGACAGUGACGACUGCAUUAAAUAA